Messenger RNA from Sinocyclocheilus grahami, 2641 nucleotides. Its product is annotated as gastrula zinc finger protein XlCGF58.1-like. NCBI's taxonomy places the organism in Eukaryota, Metazoa, Chordata, Actinopteri, Cypriniformes, Cyprinidae. The record is from RefSeq and is a predicted model, not a curated record. The transcript has 3 exons. Gene Ontology annotation, cellular component: PcG protein complex; transcription regulator complex; chromatin. Gene Ontology annotation, molecular function: DNA-binding transcription factor activity, RNA polymerase II-specific; RNA polymerase II cis-regulatory region sequence-specific DNA binding. Bases 130 to 2439 code for a protein of 769 amino acids. Gene Ontology annotation, biological process: regulation of transcription by RNA polymerase II.
GAGGAGAGAAAGAACACAGCAGCUGUGCAGAGCCACCUGCAGAAACCGUGUGAGCUCUUAAUAAAGCACGGAGAACAGGCUAAAGACUGCACUUUAGAUACUGAGUUCUGGGCUCGAUACGGCGAGAACAUGGAUGGCCCAGAACCCUGCAGAAUAAAACGAGAUGCUGGUGACGAACGCAUAGGCCUGACGGAAGAGAACAAGGUGAUUGAAGAACUGAUGGAAGCGGGGGAGAAACAUCCUGACACUCGCCCUCAGUGUGGAGAGAGCUUCUCAUGCGAACAAAGUCUUAAUCUUCACAUGAAACUUCACAGUGGAAUGAAGCCGUACGCAUGUGAUCAGUGCGAGAAGACUUUCACGCUAAAAGCUAACCUUGCCAAACACAGUAAAAUCCACACUGACGAGAAGCCACACGCGUGUGAUCAGUGCGGGAAGAAGUUCAGAAAUAAAGGAAACCUUAAUGAACACAUGAAAAUCCACACGGGAGUGAUGCCGUACGCGUGUGAUCAGUGCGGGAAGAAGUUCAGAAAUAAAGGAAACCUUAAUGAACACAUGAAAAUCCACACGGGAGUGAUGCCGUACGCGUGUGAUCAGUGCGGGAAGAAGUUCAGAAAUAAAGGAAACCUUAAUGAACACAUGAAAAUCCACACGGGAGUGAUGCCGUACGCGUGUGAUCAGUGCGGGAAGAAGUUCAGAAAUAAAGGAAACCUUAAUGAACACAUGAAAAUCCACACGGGAGUGAUGCCGUACGCGUGUGAUCAGUGCGGGAGGAAAUUCAGACAUAAAGGAAACCUGAAUACACACAUGAGAAUCCACGCCGGAGAGAAACCCUUCGCAUGUGAUCAGUGCGGGAAGAGUUUCAGACAUAAAGGAAAUUAUAAUGAUCACAUGAAAAUCCACUCUGGGGAGAAGCAGUACGCGUGUGAUCAGUGUGCUAAGAGUUUCAUACAAAAAGGACAGCUUAAUGAACACAUGAAAAUCCACACGGGAGUGAUGCCGUACGCGUGUGAUCAGUGCGGGAGGAAAUUCAGACAUAAAGGAAACCUGAAUACACACAUGAGAAUCCACGCCGGAGAGAAACCCUUCGCAUGUGAUCAGUGCGGGAAGAGUUUCAGACAUAAAGGAAAUUAUAAUGAUCACAUGAAAAUCCACUCUGGGGAGAAGCAGUACGCGUGUGAUCAGUGUGCUAAGAGUUUCAUACAAAAAGGACAGCUUAAUGAACACAUGAAAAUCCACACUGGAGAGAAGCCCUGGAGAAUAACUACUGGAGAGCCGCACGCAUGCACUCAGUGUGGAAAGAAGUUCAGACAAAAACACCUCCUUGAUCAACACAUGAGAAUGCACACUGGAGAGAAGCCGCACUCGUGCGAUCACUGCGGGAGGAAAUUUAGAUAUAAAGGAAACCUGAAUACACACCUGAAUAUCCACACUGGAGAGAAACCCUUCGCAUGUGAUCAGUGCGGGAAGAGUUUCAGACAUAGAGGAAAUUAUAAUGAUCACAUGAAAAUCCACACUGGAGAGAAGCAGUACGCAUGUGAUCAGUGUGCUAAGAGUUUCAUACAAAAAGGACAGCUUAAUGAACACAUGAAAAUCCACACUGGAGAGAAGCCCUUCACAUGUGACGAGUGCGGGAAGAGUUUCAGAAAGUCAAGUGUUUUCAAAGUGCAUCUGCUCACUCAUUCUAGAGAAAGAAUUUAUAAGUGUGACCAGUGCAGUAAAACAUUUUUUAGGCCAGAUUUCCUGAAGGACCACAUGACAGUGCAUACACAGGAGAGGCCUUACAUAUGUUCUUUGUGUGCAAAGAGCUUUAGACAGAUGGGUAAUUUAAAAACACAUCUGAAAAGACACAGCGGUGUGAAGGAUCAUAUUUGCUCUGAGUGUGGAAAGACGUUUUUUACAGUUCAUGCACUGAGAAAGCACCAGACGGUUCACACCGGAGAAAAACCUAACCAGUGUUCACACUCUGACAAGACAUUCACAUGGCCAGAAUAUCUGGAGAUACACGAGACGAUCCACACUGAAGAGAAGCCACACACGUGUGAUCAGUGCGGGAAGAAGUUCAGACUUAAAGGAUUUCUCUAUGAACACAUGAAAAUCCACACGGGAGCGAUGCCGUACACGUGUGAUCAGUGCGGGAGGAAAUUCAGACAUAAAGGAAGCCUUAAUACACACAUGAGAAUCCACACUGGAGAGAAACCCUUCUCAUGUGAUCAGUGCGGGAAGAGUUUCAGACAUAAAGGAAAUUAUAACGAUCACAUAAAAAUCCACACUGGAGAGAAGCCGCAUGCAUGUGAUCAGUGCGGGAGGAGUUUCAUACAAAAAGAACACCUUAAAAAGCACAUGAGUAUCCACACUGGAGAGAAACCCUUCACAUGUGAACAGUGCGGAAAGGGUUUCUUAAAAAAAGAACGCCUUAAAAAACACAUGAAAAUACACUGAUCACAUGUGUACGGCUUCUCUUCAGUGCGGUAAGAAUUUCAGACUUAAAGGAACUCUUAAUGAACACAUGAGAAUCCACACUGGAGAGAAGCCCUUCACAUGUGAACAGUGUGGAAAGAGUUUUAGAAAGUCAAGGGUUUUAAAAGAACAUCUGCAUACUCCUCCUAGAGAAAGACUACAGUCAUGGCCAAAAGUUUUGGCA